AUUUUGUCAAUUGUGCAUAUUAAAACCAGUCAAAAACUACACAUAAAUAUAGUCAUGAGGGAUCAGUUCAACGUCCACAUACCUUCUAGUAAUCUCAUUUUUGACCAAGAAUCUGCCUGAUCUGAGCUCUCUUCUAAUAUGGCCACCACCGCAUCAUCGGCAAGUGUCAACAAUAAGCUACAAGGCAAGGUAGCGAUCAUCACCGGUGGUGCUAGCGGCAUCGGUGAAGCCACCGCCAUUCUCUUUGCAGAGCACGGCGCACGUGCAGUUGUGAUUGCCGACGUCCAAGAUGAAAAAGGUCAACAACUUGCUGAAUCCAUCGGCUCCGACCGAUCAACCUACAUCCGCUGUGACGUAACCGAUGAGAAUCAAGUCAAGUCUCUGGUUGAAUCCACCGUAAAUUUAUACGGCCGGGUUGAUGUCAUGUUCUGCAACGCGGGGAUUUUCAACUCCAGCAUCCAGAAUAUCCUCAACUUUGACAUGGCUGCCCACCAGAAACUCUUCGCCGUGAAUGUUGACGGAGUAGCUGCAAGUGUAAAACAUGCCGCACGAGCGAUGGUGGACGGAGGAGUAAGCGGUAGUAUCACUUGUACGGCAAGCAUUGCAGCUAGUUCCUCGGCGGACAGGUCUACAGAUUACGUGAUGUCAAAGUGUGCAAUUUUGGGGUUGAUGAGAUGUGCAAGUAGGCAGCUGGGCGAGCAUGGGAUACGCGUAAACUGCGUCUCCCCAGGGCCGGUUGGAACUCCGAUGGCCAUCAAGAUGCUCGGGGUGAGUAAUCAGGAGGAAGCAGAGAAGGCUUUUGAAACAAAUUUUGGGUUAAAAGGUUCACUGAAAGUGAAGCAUAUAGCAGAUGCUGCACUGUUUCUUGCUUGUCAAGAUUCUGAAUUUAUCACCGGCCAAAAUUUAAUUGUGGAUGGUGGAUUUAAAUUUUGAACUAGCAUAAUCACAAAUUCAAAAUAUAUAAAAUAAAUAAUCACCUAUCAUGUAUUGUGUAAAAUAAAAUUAGUUCGUAUAAUAUUUUUUCCUGUUUUUUUUAAAUAUGUUAAGUUUGUUUCUUGUUAA
Messenger RNA from Mercurialis annua (annual mercury), 1062 nucleotides. RefSeq names its product (-)-isopiperitenol/(-)-carveol dehydrogenase, mitochondrial-like. The coding region runs from base 139 to 933 and encodes 264 amino acids. The record is from RefSeq and is a predicted model, not a curated record. The transcript has a single exon. Lineage: Eukaryota; Viridiplantae; Streptophyta; Magnoliopsida; Malpighiales; Euphorbiaceae.